Messenger RNA from Phalaenopsis equestris, 1850 nucleotides. RefSeq names its product synaptotagmin-5. Gene Ontology annotation, molecular function: lipid binding. Gene Ontology annotation, cellular component: endoplasmic reticulum. The coding region runs from base 244 to 1752 and encodes 502 amino acids. The transcript has 12 exons. The record is from RefSeq and is a predicted model, not a curated record. NCBI's taxonomy places the organism in Eukaryota, Viridiplantae, Streptophyta, Magnoliopsida, Asparagales, Orchidaceae.
GUCCGCUGCUAUUACUCUUCCCGGAGCAAUUGACUGAGCCAUCUCUUACGCUCCUCGUCUUGAAUUUUCGACGACUAGAUCUCCUGUUUUUUACUUGAUUGUAUGGUUAUUUCCGAUUUCUCGUAGAAAUCAGGAGCGAAGACUCGAGGGCACGGUCUUGGAGUUGGAGAGAGUGAAACGGUGGUUUUUGUGCGAGUUAUAUCGCUUCUGUGCGGGCUAAAAGGAUUGCAUUUCUGAGAAGAGAUGGGGUUUAUAUCGGGAUUCGUGAUGGGGACUUUGGUGGGGAUUGCACUGGUCGCUGGCUGGAGCCGCAUGAUGAUGCACCGGAGCACCAAGAGGAUAAGUAAGGCAGUUGAUAUAAAAAUUUUGGGAUCUCUUAAUAGGGAUGACUUGAGAAAACUCUGUGGCGAUAAGUUUCCUGAAUGGAUAUCAUUUCCUGCAUUUGAGCAGGUGAAGUGGCUAAAUAAACAGCUGAGCAAACUAUGGCCAUUUAUUGCUGAAGCUGCCACUGUUGUUGUUAAAGAUUCUGUUGAACCGCUACUCGAUGACUAUCGUCCUCCAGGAAUAACCUCAUUGAGGUUCAGCAAAUUUUCUCUUGGAACCGUGCCACCCAAGAUUGAAGGAAUCAAAGUGCAGAGCCUCAAACAAGGUCAAAUUAUUAUGGAUAUUGAUUUAAGAUGGGGUGGAGAUCCGAGUAUAAUUUUGGCAGUUGAAGCUCUUGUUGCUUCUUUACCUAUUCAGUUGAAGGAUCUUCAGGUUUUCACUAUUGUGCGUGUCAUAUUUCAACUUUCUGAUGAAAUUCCUUGUAUUUCUGCCGUUGUAGUUGCUCUCCUUUCAGAGCCAAAGCCUAGAAUAGAUUAUACUUUGAAGGCUAUUGGAGGAAGCAUUACUGCUAUUCCUGGGCUUUCCGACAUGAUAGAUGACACUGUGCAUUCAAUUGUUUCUGACCAGCUUGAGUGGCCCCAUAGAAUUGUUGUUCCACUUGGUGGAGUGGAUGUUGAUAUAAGUGACCUUGAACUCAAACCGCAAGGAAGGAUUUCCGUUACAGUGGUGAAGGCAACCUCUUUGAAAAAUAUGGAAAUGAUUGGAAAAUCCGAUCCUUAUGUGGUUUUGUAUGUACGUCCUGUGUUCAAGUUCAAAACAAAAGUGGUCAAUAACAAUCUCAACCCUAUAUGGAAUGAAACGUUUGAGCUUCUUGCCGAGGACAAGGAAACUCAAUCCAUCUUUUUUGAAGUUUUUGAUGAAGAUGACCUUUCACAAGAUAAGAAAUUAGGUGUAGUCAAGUUGCCGUUGGUUGAAUUGGAAGCUGAAAUUAUUAAAGAAUUUGAGCUUCGAUUGCUACCUUCACUGGAUAUGAUGAAGAUAAAGGAUAAGAAAGACAGGGGGACUAUUACUGUUAAGGUGUUCUAUCACGCCCUCUCAAAGGAGGAACAACUCGAGGCUCUAGAAGAGGAGAAGAAAAUAUUGGAGGAGAAGAAGAAACUGAAAGCUGCCGGUGUUAUAGGGAGCACGGUGGACGUGUUGGGCGGCGCGGUGGGCGGAGCAGCAUCCCUGGUGACCACGGGUGAACCCGCCGGUGCCGGCAUCGUCGGUUCAGGCCUAGGUGCAGGUGCUGGUCUGGUUGGCUCUGGAUUCCAUGCCCUGAGCAAAGCAGGGAAAUUCAUGGGCAAGACGGUCUCUCACCAGUUCAGUACCUCCAAGAAAAACGGAAACGGUUCUCCUGUAAUUCCAGCAGAUGGAGCUGGAAGUUAAGCUGUAACUAAUUCUUUUACAUGUUUUGCCUUUUUUAUGGGAAAUUUACAUACCUAAGUCACAAUUCUUAUGGAUUUUACAUAUAUAUAACGCCAAAA